AAGUCGGUCGGAGUGAAGGGGACCGGGUCGAGCUAAGCACGGCUGGUAGCGGAUGAGGUGACACGUUGGACCUCCGAGGGACGACGUGCGGAAUGUGCUGGGUGGAGGAGGAAAAGAGCCCGAGGAAAGGGGUGUGUCAAGCUACUGAAAACGGCACAGUGUGCCUCCGAGCCUGGGGCGUGCGGAGCCCAGUGGUCGCCGGCCGCGGCCGGCAGUCAUUCCUUCGGUGAACGUCCCUUGAGCUCCGGCUCCGAGGGUAGACCUGUGGUAGGCGCCGAUCCGCCGGACGAGGAGCCUGCGCUCAAGAAGCCGCAGGGACUUCAAGAGAUGGAAGGGCUGUCCUUGGCAAAUGAAGAUAAAACAAUGUCUGCCAACCUAAAAUACCUUUCCUUGGGAAUUUUAGUCUUUCAGACUACCAGCUUGGUUCUAACGAUGCGUUAUUCUAGGACUUUAAAAGAGGAGGGACCUCGUUAUCUAUCUUCUACAGCAGUGGUUGUUGCUGAACUUUUGAAAAUAAUGGCCUGCAUUUUAUUAGUCUACAAAGACAGCAAAUGUAGCCUAAGAGCACUGAAUCGAAUACUACAUGAUGAAAUACUUAAUAAACCUAUGGAAACACUUAAACUUGCUAUUCCAUCAGGGAUAUAUACUCUUCAGAAUAAUUUACUCUAUGUGGCACUGUCAAAUCUGGAUGCAGCUACUUAUCAGGUCACAUAUCAGUUGAAAAUUCUUACAACAGCAUUAUUUUCUGUGUCUAUGCUUAGUAAAAAAUUAGGUGUGUACCAGUGGCUGUCCCUAGUAAUUUUGAUGACAGGAGUUGCUUUUGUACAGUGGCCCUCAGAUUCUCAAGAGCUUGAUUCUAAGGAACUUUCAGCUGGUUCUCAGUUUGUAGGCCUCAUGGCAGUUCUCACAGCAUGUUUUUCAAGUGGCUUUGCUGGGGUUUACUUUGAGAAAAUCUUAAAAGAAACCAAACAAUCAGUGUGGAUAAGAAAUAUUCAGCUUGGUUUCUUUGGGAGUAUAUUUGGAUUAAUGGGUGUAUACAUUUAUGAUGGAGAAUUGGUGUCAAAGAAUGGAUUUUUUCAGGGAUAUAACCGACUGACUUGGAUAGUUGUUAUUCUUCAGGCACUUGGAGGCCUUGUAAUAGCUGCUGUUAUUAAAUAUGCAGAUAAUAUUUUAAAAGGAUUUGCAACCUCUUUAUCCAUAAUAUUAUCAACACUGAUAUCCUAUUUUUGGCUACAAGAUUUUGUGCCAACCAGUGUCUUUUUCCUUGGAGCCAUCCUUGUAAUAACAGCUACUUUCCUAUAUGGUUAUGAUCCCAAACCUACAGGCAAUCCUACUAAAGCAUAGUCGUAUACUGUCUUUAACUGGUUUUUCACAAUGGUGCACUAGGAGUCUCAACAUUAAGCUUGCAUAGAGGACUUCUACAGAUUCUAAGAAGAUAUCAUCAUGCUGAAUCUCAUCCUAUUGUUCAAAUGGUUUGAAAAUAUAAAAGUUUAAGGAUUAAAUAUGUGUGUAUGUUAACGAAAUACCUAUUAUAUCUAGAAAUCAAAGCUCGAAAGUAUUUCCAGGGAUUAGAAUAAUUAUCGGAGAAAACUUGAAAUCUGAAUUUAAAAAGAUUUUACCUUUUGAUUGCUGCAGAAAUGUCCUAUGCACUCUUUGCAAGAGCACACAACAAAUGUCAGAUACCAAUUUUUGCAAAUUAGAUCUAUUUAAUCUUAUUAAAUGUUUUUUAUCUUUUUCUGUACAGAAAUAUCAAAUCACAUGAAAUAUUCAGAGUUUGAAAAUUAAAAUUGCCUAUAAAGCUGUGAAGAAAUAGAAGUAUGAUUUGAAAAACAUUUUCAUGUUAUCUGAGAUUUUUAUAUUUAUACAAAAGAUUACUAAAGAAAGGAUUGCUAAAUGUCAUUUGUUCAACUACAUAAAAAUUGAUAAAGUUAUGUCCUGGGUCUAAUUUGUGAGAGAAUAAAAUUCAUAUUUAAAUUUAAUGUAGGGAAAUACACACAUCUAUUUCUCCAUCUACAUUCUAAGAUCUUUUAGUGCUUUGAAACUGCUGAAAGCAAUCCAGUUGCUCCUGUGCUAGAUAGUAGCCAGAGACUUUUGCACUAAUGGAGUUUUGUCCUUAAUCUCUUAAUUGUAUUUCCUUUCUGUAAAUCAGAUAAAUCCUUAAUAUUUCUUUAAAUUAAAUAUCUGUAUGUGGUAAUUUCUAUUAAAGUUUCAAAAUGAAUUUAAAAGGAUUAAAUACGUAAUAAUUUAAUUAUUAUUGUCUAAUAUCUCCACUUGGAGAAUUCUGAACUAUCAAAGCAUAUACGGUACACAACUAAAAUGUUUUCAAAUGAAUAUUUUAGUCAUUGAUCUGUAAAAACUCCUUUAAUCUACAACUGUUAAAAACAAUAACCAAAAUAAUAAUAGUAUAGAUGUCAACAAAUUGAGACCAAAAUGACCUUUCUUAGAGACAUUCCAGAUUGCUAUGAUAUUCUAUUAUUUUAAAUGGCACUACAGCUAUGAACUCAAGGCUGCUCAGAACUUUUUAGGCCUCUCAUAAGCCCACCAUCCCCAGGAAUACUCUGGGCACAUGUCUGGGAGAGGUGGCGAAUUCUGAGUUCCCUCUCUGUGGCCCUGUAAAAGCUGCUGCGAAGGAGCCACCACUUAGGUUUAAGAUAGUGGUUUCUUUUCCAUUUUGAUUAGCACUGGAGUUGAGGUUGUAAAUUACAUGAGUUAUUUAAUAAGUUGGUUCAAGGGGGAGAGAAAAUAUAGCAAAAAUGGUAAAGUGAAUUGGUGGGCAAGAAUACUUUCUAAAAUUGGAAUAUGGAUUUAAUUUAAUUAUUGACGUAGAUAGAAUUACCUAUUAUGUAUAAGAAGUAUUUUACUUUAUUUUUUCAUUCAUGCUUUAUAUAUUUUUAAAAGUCUCCCAUUCUAAUAGUAUAAAAACUGUAAAAACAUAAAUAUUUUUAUAUAGUUAUAAUGGAUUUUGUUAAAUAGAAUUUGGCUCAAAAAUACCGUGUUACAAACUUUUGGGUACUUUUGGCUUACUAGGACUGGCUGUGUUACUUUGCUUAUGCAAGCCACAUCUCUACAGGACAGACCUAAUCUAUUCCAUUCAGAGUUUAAAAGUGAUUAAAAUUACAAAAUAUCUUAAAUCAAUUUGCUGGUGAUUCCAAAUUGGAACUAACUAAACUUUCUGGAAGCUUAACCUACGAUAUUGAGUGACCAUCUUUUAGAGUAUUUGUUUAAUAACUUUACCACAUUCUGAACAUGGUGUUUUUACAUUGUAACAACAUUCAGACUAACAUCCUACUAUCUACUGCUGAAUGAAAUCUAAGUCCUGCAAAUGCAAAGAAUUCAAGAAUAAAUAUUAAGAUUUAUGUUCAGCCCACAUGGAAGUGCUAGUUGGGUACUAGUAUAUAUUAAUUCACUGUACAUUUACAACUAAUUGUUAAUUCAGGCUGCAUGUCCCUUCAAAGAAUGAUAAAAGCAAAUAUUGGAUAUUAGACAUGUUAGUUACCAUAAUAUAUUUUCUGGUGUCCAAAAUAACACAAUUUUUAAGAUUCCCAAUAAAGCUUAUAAAAAUAGAAUCAAGAGUUAAGAGAACGGACAAAGUAGUCUAAAGCAUAUUUUCAAACCAAACUUUUAUUAGACAAGCUUAAUUUGUAUUUUGCUUUUCUAGUAGGCUUAAAGAUGUUACUAGAGAUUGGGUUGUGUAGCUUAUAAUUUUUAAUUCAUAAAGAAUCGUAUUUGAGAAGGGGAGCCUGUAUCCUAGAUCAUGUCAUUUAUACAGAUAAUGCCAUUUUCGAAUGUGUGUGUGGUGUGUGUUUUGAUGACCUCCAAAAGCCUUAUUGUAUCAAUCUUAUACAAUGAUGACUCCUUGAUUAUUUAAAUUCUUACUUUUUAAAGCUUACUGGUUAUUACUCAGCUACUUGUUCAUUAUAAAAAUGUCCUAAUUCAUGGGAGAAGAGUGCCAGUUGAUAGUUCUGUUAAAAAUUAAGAAUAUGGUAUUUGGGAAGAAAAGUUUGAAAUUCAAUAUGUAGAUGUUUCAACACAGUAAUAUUACCAGUUCUUUAGUAAGUGUUUUUAGGGAAGUUGUAGACUACUUUUAUGGUGGAAAUUAUAGUUUACAGAUGCAAAACUUAAAAUGCUUCCAUCAGUUUAUAUUGAAUGUCACAAUCUCAUAGAAGGAAAGGUAGUUUGAUAUUUAAACUAGAUUCCGAGGAGACAAAAUUUGAAAAGAAACUAAUUGACUUUGUGCCCAGGAGACUUGGUGUAAUAUUGAUUAUUAUUAAGAGUUGAUACACUUUUCCUACAUAUCAAAUUAUUGGACUUUUAAAAUGUCAUUGUAUAGUCAUUCAACUGAGUUUUGUUUUGUUUUUAAAAAUAGGGCUUAGCAUCGCUUAUUUUAUUUACAUUUUCAUUGUUAUAAUAUUUAAUUACACGGGGAUGUAUGCUUUACAUAAAAGGUCUAUAAGUUAUUUAUGCUAUAUUGAAAGUCAUCUUUAGACUUUCCCAGAUAUGUGUAGCAUAUUUAAAGUAAUUACAGGACCAAAGAAAAAGCACCUUUAUCAAAAUCUGGUCCUAUGUGCCUUGCUUUACCAAAUACCUGACUUUUCUGGAGGAUAUUACUGUAAUUCACUACUUUGGACACAUGGGGAAAUUGACGUUUUACGAAUAACUUUAAUUCAAUUUUUUGGAUAUUUCAACAUUUGCUCUUUAAAUUCAUUAUCUAACAGAAUAUUAAAAUAGGUAUAUUAUUAUAAACAUUAGUAAACAGUACUUAUUUAAAUAAAUUAUGCACCAUUGCUCCAUCAUUGAGCUUUUGAAACUUUAACAAAUGUAUAUAGCUGUCAUUUGGUUGUUUUCUUAUUAUGAAAUAUAAUUUACUGUGAUUUUAAAAAUAUUUUUUUAAUGGUUUGAAUUCUGAAUUUGUUUAUAUGUCUAUGUAUUUCAUUUGUUAGAUUCCUUUGAGUUUGGGAAUGUGAUUUGUAUAUUUAAAUUUUUUAUGGACAUCAUUUAGAAGAAUGUAUAAAUUGGUCUUUUGUUAAAUGGCUUUUUAAUGGAUCAGUUUCUCUUUGUCAUUUUUUGGUAUCCAGUUAUUAUCUAUUUAGUAGAUUUAAGAAAAAGAUUUUCAUAAUUAACCAUAUAAAUUUCUUCCUAUAUUUCCUUGUUUCCCUUGUCACCUGUGUUUGACUUAACUGAAUUAGACUCCUUUCUAUAUAUCAGAAAUGACUCCCUGAUCCUUUCCAUAUCUCUCUAGUUACCUUUAUCAUGUGUGAUCUUCCUUUUUUCUAGCCUAUGCUCUAGCAUGGAAGACUGGGUUUUAUUUAAACUAGUUAGAACCUCUCUAUCUGUGUGAUAAUAUCCUAAUUUUUUGUUGUUGUUUUAAAUAAAUUAUCUCUUUGCUAGCCUCAAGGUUAAGUAAUUACAGUAAUUGGUACAUAUUUUCUUCAUAAAUCAUUGAAUAUAAUUGCUUCUAUUGUGACUAUCAAUUCAGUGUAUAGAGAUCAAAUAAUAAGCAAUAUAAAGAAUGUCAUUUCCACCUCUAUUAGUGAAAUAACCUUGUACAAAAUGCUUUGUUUUAAUAGAUCACUAAAGAGUAUCAGCACUUUAUUUAUUUAAGAAUAUCAGCAUUUUAGAAAUGGAUACUUUGGUUUCUUCUUGUGAAAAGAAUUAACUGAAAAUCUUUACAUCUUUUCGGAAUUGGAAUACUUCUUUUAUUGGAAGUAUAUCCAAUCCUUGAAUCCCAGUGCUAUGCAAAUAAACUUCAUAAUUCAAAUCUUAUAGAUAAUUACUGCCAUUCAACAGAGUCAGAUAGUGACCAGCAUUAGUAAAUGCUGUUUCUUACAGUUCUUAAAUUUGAAUUCCUUCAAAGCAGGAUUGAUUAUUACAUACAUAUUCCAAAAAAGAAAAUAGCAAAGAGAAAAUAACUUGCCUUCAAACCCCAAAGAUGCAAAAUUCUACUAUAGUAGAGUGUGUCUUGGUGACUGCAAAUUCAUGGGUUUUCCAAAUUUACCUUCAGGUUCAAUAAUUCACUAGAAAGACAGAACUUCCUGAAAGCUAUUACACGCACAAUCACGUUUAUUACCAAGAAAGGAUGCAAAUUUAAACGAGCCAAAGGAAGAGGCAUAUAGGGUAGAAUUUAGGAGGGGUCCAAAUUCCAGUUGUCUACUCCCUGUGGGGUCCUGGACAGUAUUAUCUAUUCCUGGCCACAGUAUACACACAGUAUUACCAAUCAGGAAAGCUCACUCAUGCUUUGGUGUCCAAAUUUUUAUUGAAGCAUUAUUACUUGGCAUGAUUGAUUCUUUGCCCACAUGGUUGAAUUCUCCAGUGCCCCUCUCCCUGGAAAACUGGCUGACAUCAAGUUACAGGGGUUCAUCCUGAGACAUCUUGUUAGCAUUAAUUAUCAGGUAUGAGGUCCUAAAGAUGUAGGCCAGAACUUUCUUGGGGUAAACCCAAAUUCCUUAUUACACAGUGACCAUUUAUGUCUAUACACAUUCUUCUGAAUUGAUGAGGAUGACACAAGCAAUGAGAGUUGUUUAUAGAGACUUUCACACUUUAUGAUUUUAAUUUCAGAAAUGUUGUCAAAUGAUUCUGAACAUAUGACUAGAGGGUAGAAAAACGUUUAUAAUCUGAUACAGUGCUAAGUAGCACAUAUCGUAUUCAUUUAGCUUUCAGUUCUGAUGUUAAAUGACUUUAUAAAUGUGGAACUAUUUUUUAAAGAACAAUAAAUUAUACUGUAUAUUAAUAUACAAUUUUGAGCUUAUUUGUUAUUUAUUUUAUUUUCUGCCAUUUGAAAAUCACAACAUGAAUGCCUCUCUGGAAGAACUUCUUGCUUUUACUGAUACUUAUUUUUUUAAAGUAUGUU
Molecule: messenger RNA, 6847 nt
Organism: Ailuropoda melanoleuca (giant panda)
Lineage: Eukaryota; Metazoa; Chordata; Mammalia; Carnivora; Ursidae
Gene: SLC35A3
Product: solute carrier family 35 member A3
Exons: 8
Coding region: 328-1344 (338 amino acids)
Biological process (GO): pyrimidine nucleotide-sugar transmembrane transport
Cellular component (GO): Golgi membrane
Molecular function (GO): pyrimidine nucleotide-sugar transmembrane transporter activity
Source: RefSeq, a predicted model, not a curated record